CCCUACAUUGAUGUCCUCAAUUUGAACCAGUGUAGACCUACUGUCCUAAAUUAAGAUUAGAGAUUAUGUAAAUAUGAUCAGUUUGCUUUUUUGAUUAAAUCCUUUUUUCCCUGCUGAAAAAAAUCGAAUAAUAUAUCAUAAUAGCAUGCAUGCAUCAAGUCCUAUAGCCUUAAGUACAUGAGUAAUUCAAUGUUUGAUACGAUUCAAUUACCUUGCAUGGACUUGUAUGUUUGAGAACACAUUUUCGUGUUUGAGCGUUCGCAGAUGGAUCUAAACCGCUCGUGGGAAAAUGUAUAUCUGUCAGCGAAUUAGCCUACCCUAAGCCACACUGGGAAACAAGCGCGUUGUGAAAUCAACCUAAAAAUAGCUUAACAUGCAACGUUUUUUAUGACGUUUUAGUGAUUUUUCUGGGAAGAUUUCUUUGAAGAUAACUCGAUGCUGGCCAUAAAAUUCAUCAUUGUUUUUCGCCUCUUCUUGCGCAUUUGGAGAGGCGCGGAUCACUCGUUUGGGAAGGUGAAACGUUCUGACUGUGCAUGGUGUUAAGGUUUGGGCUUAUGUUUCUCAGUACUGGCUGUCUUGUUACAAAGGAAAACAAUAAACUACUGGACCCAAGAUCACAGACGUAGCCUACUGAUCAAGAAUGCGCUUAAUUGGAGUACACUGGCGAGGUGUCCCUUGCAUCACCGCCGGGAUCACGUUUUCGUAAUGUUCAAUACUUCGGGCGUCGAUCCCACUUCCAAUAAGAGAGAGGAUGUUUCCGAAGUUAUCAAUGGCACUCUGGAGCUUUUCUAUAACGUCCUGGUCACAGCUGGUCCAACAGCCAUGUGGAACGAUACGUGCGGGGAGACACUACUUGAUUUCGGCAGUGGAGAGAAGAUAAUAAUCGGAGUGAUGUUGGCUAUCAUCACAGCGGUCACUGUGAUGGGAAACACAUUGGUUGUCAUAGCUGUUUGCGUGGUGAAAAAAUUAAGACAACCGUCAAACUAUCUUCUUGUGUCCCUGGCUGUGGCAGACCUCUCCGUGGCCAUAGUUGUCAUGCCCUUCGUUAUAGUGACAGACCUAACUGGGGGCAAGUGGCUUUUUGGGGAGGUGUUUUGCAACAUCUUCAUUGGUAUGGAUGUAAUGUGCUGCACAGCCUCCAUUAUGACCCUGUGCGUGAUCAGUGUUGACAGGUAUCUGGGGAUCACCCGCCCCCUCACAUACCCAGCCAGGCAGAACGGCCAGCUGAUGGCCAAGAUGAUCCUGGGGGUGUGGCUGGUGUCCGCCUCCAUCACCCUGCCACCCUUCUGCGGCUGGGCCAAGAACGUCCACGCGGGCGGCGUGUGCCUCAUCAGCCAGGACUUUGGUUACACCAUCUACUCCACGGCUGUGGCCUUCUACAUCCCUAUGCUCGUCAUGCUCUUCAUGUACUACAAGAUUUUCAGGGCCGCCCGCAAGAGCGGCCUCAAGCACCGCUUCACCGACUUCACCCGGCGCGAGCGGCUGGAGACGGUGGCAAGCGAGGCACUGAGGAUGCAGGGCCUGAAGCCGCAGGGCGUGGCCGAGGAGUGUGCGGUGCUGUCCCGUCUGCUGACCCGCGAGCGCCGCAACAUCUCCAUCUUCAAGAGGGAGCAGAAGGCUGCCACCACACUGGGGGUGAUCGUGGGCGUGUUCUCUAUCUGCUGGCUGCCCUUCUUCAUCCUGUCCACGGCCAGGCCCUUCAUCUGCGGAGUGGAGUGCAGCUGUGUGCCCAUCUGGCUGGAGAGGUUCCUCCUCUGGCUGGGCUACGCCAACUCCCUCAUGAACCCCUUCAUCUACGCCUUCUUUAACCGGGACCUGCGCUCCACCUACAAGGAUCUGCUGCGAUGCCGCUACCGCAACAUCAACCGACGCCUGUCCGCCGUAGGUGUGCACGAGGCCCUUAAGGUGUAGGAGGAAGAGGACAAUGACAAGGAGGAGGGGAGUUUGGGGCCCCAGAAGUGUCCAAGGAAUUUCUAAUCCUGUCCUCAUUGUAAAGACUACUGGCUGCUACUCUUUGUGAUUGUAUAAUAGAGGCUCAGAGAGAUGACCUGUGACCUGUAGCUGUAGAUAAAGACACAGACAGACUGUUAAUACCUCUCUAACCCGCUGUAGAGGCACAGAGACAAGGCCAUCACUUAGGUCUGUGUCUGUCUGACUCACUCAGUCCUUCUAUUUUGGGACACAAAACCAUAGACCGUAUUUGACGGCCUAUUCAAGUUGACACUGGCUUUGUGCAUAUGCUACAAUUCAGUCCUGACUUCAUAUUCAUGUCAGGAAGAUAAUGCAUUGACUUGGGAAAUCACAUGCGGACCCUGGCGAUAAUUCUAGGUCAUUAAAAGCAUGGGCUGCAAAUGGAUUUCUGCACAAUGAUAUUUGCUAAAUUAAUGCUUGCGCAAGGGGUGCCAUUGGCUAUUGACUUAAACCAGUGAAGGUCGCUGAAUCUGUAUCUAUGUAACUGUUUCCAGUUCAACUUGUCCGUGGUCUAGUAGGUGAUGAUGGUGAACAAUUGAAAGUGGUCUGUAUAGGUACAUGUGAAUCUUUUAUUUUUUGGAGGCAGGCAAGUGUUUAAUGUUCACCAACAAAAACACUGCAAAACAGAAAGCAUCCAUUGACAGUUUAUUUUCAGACAUGCCAUUGAACACGUCUAUCUCUGCAAAGUCAACCCAACGGACAGCCACACAGACCCAGGGGAAACACACACAGUACAUGGCCAAGAUGAUAUAUUCCUUUGGAAAAUAAAUCGUAAUGUGAAUGAAGGCUAACAAACAAAAGUUAAUCUUGUAAUGUUACCACAAAGCACUUGAGGGUGGUAGGGAUAACAAGCCUGUGAUUGGACGUGAUUUAAUGGGGAAGAUGUUAGAGAGGUGGUACAACAAGUAGACCUAAUGGUUAGAGUUGGAGAAUGUUCUGGAACUAGCUACAUACAUCUCUGAGAAAUGCCCAUUUACAAAAUCCACAGGAACCCUCAUCACUUCAUUUGGCAUUCAUUGUUCAGUCUGCUUGAAGCUCACAUCUGUCUAACAUGCUAUGCAUUAUCCAUGGAAGAGCAGAAUGUUGUGCAAAGUCAGUUUGACAUAGCUCAGCAGCACAGUGGGUCAUACUUAACUUCACCCUAGCACACUUAGGCACAUACGUGUAAAACAUGUAGAAGGUGCCCACUGGGCACACACUGGUUGAAUCAACAUUGUUUCCACGUCAUUCUAAUUAAGUGAUGUUAAACCAACGUGGAGUAGACGUUGAAUUGACGUCUGUGCCCAGCGGGUGAUGACAGAUCUUAAACAUUUUCUCCAAGUUGAGUUUUCACAACAUACACAAAGAGUUGGUUGGCUGCACGAAACAGACAGAUUUUCCCUACUGAUUUGUUAUCAAUUUGUUCAACUAUGACCCAUUAAGGAAAGGCACUCAUUGUGCCGAUGAGGUUCUCCCAACAAGGAAUGAGUCCACCCUUCAAAGUCUUCAUCGCUAAUGCCUGGAGCAGCAGGUGUUGCUACUUCUGCUCUCCUUCAUAGCAGGAUAUGGUCAAAACUUUUAUGAACUCUGCGUCAACUUGUUUUAUUCACAACAACUCUGUUCUGUUGUAAUCUGUGUAAAAAUGGUAUAAUUGAAGCAGUGUGUGCUUUUCUCUACCUCGAUUUUUCGGAAAAUACGUGUUAAUUAUUAUUGCAAACAGAUAUAUUCCUGGCUUGCACUAUAUUUUGUCAUAUGAUUCCUUGUUAUUUAAGUGUCUAGUGUCGACGACGUUCAUUGACAUACCCUUCUACAACUGCUUUGCCAACGUUAUUCUCCAACAUGUACCUGGAGAAAUUAGAGUAUAUUUCUUUCAUCACUUUGUAAAUAAAGCAGCACUUGGUUUAAAAUCAAAAA
This is a messenger RNA of Salvelinus fontinalis (brook trout), 3864 nucleotides long. RefSeq names its product 5-hydroxytryptamine receptor 7-like. The record is from RefSeq and is a predicted model, not a curated record. Gene Ontology annotation, cellular component: plasma membrane; dendrite. Gene Ontology annotation, biological process: vasoconstriction; chemical synaptic transmission; circadian rhythm. Gene Ontology annotation, molecular function: G protein-coupled serotonin receptor activity; neurotransmitter receptor activity. The coding region runs from base 706 to 1911 and encodes 401 amino acids. The transcript has 2 exons. NCBI's taxonomy places the organism in Eukaryota, Metazoa, Chordata, Actinopteri, Salmoniformes, Salmonidae.